CAAUUAUUUUCUUAUGCUACAUAUAUUGGCUCUGUGGAGAUGUCAUGUUUAUACAAUUAACAACUCAUGUUAGCAUUCAUAGCACGAUAUUAACAAAUAGACUGCUUAGCCUUAGUGGAACUGCACUCAAUGAUACAAAAAAUACAAGUCAUGAAGAAUUAGCAAAUAUUGUAACGGAACAUCACCAACAAUUUUUAUAUUGCCAAUGGCUCCAAAGAUUUUUUAGUCCAAUUGUCCUUUUUGUCACAUUGAUUAAUGCAGCAAACCUUUGUUUUUCUCUUUUUCGCGUCGAUCAAGAAAUCAAUCAGAAGAAUUGGAGCGGUCUUUUAGUAAAUGUAAAACAUUUACUUGCCGUUUUAGGUCAAACAAUUUUGUAUUGUAUGCAUGCAGAAAUUUUAACUGUUGAGCUUGAAAAUGUUGGUGAAGCCAUUUACUUUUGUGACUGGACGAGCUCAUCUAAAAAAUUCAAAACAAUGGUUUUAAUGAUCAUGAAACGCGCUCAAAAAGAGUAUAAGUUUACAGUUUAUGGAGUAAUAACUUUCAACCUCAAUCAAUUCACAAAGAUUGUAAACGCAGCUAUGAGCUAUUUUACAUUAUUGAGAAGUUUUGGAUAGUUUACAAUUAUCAAAACUCGAUAGUGAAGACAAAUAUAUGUUUAGUCAGAUCACAUCAUUAAAUAAUAUUCGUCAUAAGUCAUAACAGAUCACAAUAUUAAUUAAUAUGCAUCAU
Molecule: messenger RNA, 729 nt
Organism: Cotesia glomerata
Lineage: Eukaryota; Metazoa; Arthropoda; Insecta; Hymenoptera; Braconidae
Product: odorant receptor 22c-like
Exons: 6
Coding region: 45-614 (189 amino acids)
Biological process (GO): detection of chemical stimulus involved in sensory perception of smell; sensory perception of smell
Cellular component (GO): plasma membrane
Molecular function (GO): odorant binding; olfactory receptor activity
Source: RefSeq, a predicted model, not a curated record